Molecule: messenger RNA, 2722 nt
Organism: Eutrema salsugineum
Lineage: Eukaryota; Viridiplantae; Streptophyta; Magnoliopsida; Brassicales; Brassicaceae
Product: acyl-CoA-binding domain-containing protein 6
Exons: 17
Coding region: 472-2577 (701 amino acids)
Molecular function (GO): protein binding
Source: RefSeq, a predicted model, not a curated record
ACGAACCAUUGCAUCAAAAACAUCACACAUGACACAACACAACACAACCGCUGUUUCCAUCUCUCUCUCUCUCUAGUCUCUAGUCUCGCUAGUCUCUCUAGUCUCUACUCUAGUCUCUCUACUCUCGAACGGCUAACUUAGCCAAGAUCGUUACUAGAUUCGUUUUUUCCCCUUUUUGCUGGUUUUAAGACACGAACUUGGUCCAGUAGUUAUUGCUUAAAGACAAGAAAUUUAUAAGCUUUCCAAUAAGCAAAUAUCAUCUCCCCUCCAAUCAUUUCCCUGCGCUGGCCCAGCCAGCUUGCUACGAUUUCAACACGACGUCGUCUUGAUUCGUUUCGAGCUGUGGAUAUGGCUACUGUGGUUGUUGGUCCUCUCUCCAGAAAUUGAUCCUCUUCUCUGCUUUCUACUGUGAUUUUCUCCGCAAACCAAACAAGUUCUUAUAUAUUUGAGUUUCUGAGAAAUUGGAAGAAAAUGUUCAGCUUUUCUAAGAGGCGCAUGAGACUUGGCAGAGUUAAGAAGGUGCAGCUCUCGGAUUCUGUUCAAGGAUUUAAGAGUCCUUUGCGAGCAACCAAACGCGCAGAUAACUCUAGUAAUGAAGCUGCUUUGGCUGCAACUAGUUAUUCUGAUGAACUUGAUUUCCAGCCUUCAUCGGGAAAUUAUGAAAACUGGAUGGUGUUAUCGGUUAGUGGGGAAAAACCUGCUCCACGCUUUAAUCAUGCAGCGGCUGCUAUUGGUAACAAAAUGAUAAUAGUGGGUGGAGAAUCUGGUAAUGGCUUCUUGGAUGAUGUACAGGUGCUUAACUUUGAUUCAUUUACUUGGUCCAGUGCGUCUUCAAAAGUUUACUUAUCGCCAAGUAGUCUGCCCCUCAUGAUCCCUGCAUGGAAAGGCCAUUGCUUGGUCUCUUGGGGUAAAAAAGUGCUAUUGGUGGGUGGAAAAACAGAUCCUUGCAGUGAUAGAGUCUCAGUUUGGGCAUUUGAUACUGACUCGGAAUGCUGGUCGCUAAUGGAUGCAAAGGGAGACUUACCUGUCAGUCGCAGUGGUCACACAGUGGUGAGGGCAAGCUCGGUAUUGAUUCUUUUCGGUGGUGAAGAUUCAAAGAAGAGGAAACUAAACGAUCUUCAUAUGUUUGAUCUCAAAUCAUCCACCUGGCUUCCUCUUAAUUGCACAGGAACACGACCGUGUGCAAGAUCGAAUCAUGUAGCCACGCUAUUCGACGACAAGAUUCUGUUUGUGUUUGGAGGUUCGGGCAAGAACAAAACACUAAAUGACUUAUACUCACUCGACUUUGAAACCAUGGUAUGGUCAAGAAUCAAGAUAAGAGGAUUUCACCCGUCUCCAAGAGCGGGUAGUUGUGGAGUUCUUUGCGGUACUAAAUGGUAUAUAACCGGAGGUGGAAGCAGAAAGAAGAGACACGCGGAUACGUUGGUCUUUGAUAUUCUAAAGGUCGAGUGGUCUGUGGCAAGCAUCUCCUCUCAAUCUUCCAUCACAACUAAUAAGGGAUUUAGUCUAGUUCUUCUGCAACACAAGGAUGACGAUUAUCUCGUAGCUUUCGGAGGAACGAAAAAAGAUCCUUCAAAUCAGGUCGAGGCUUUUAUCAUUGACAAGAACAAGAGUGAGUCACCAACACAUCCGCAAACAACUUCCAAGAAGAACCCUGGCCGGUUACUGUUUGGAAAACGAUCUUCUUCCUCGGCAGUUUUAACCGUUGAUGAAUCGGUUAAAGCCUCUUCUCAGAGGCUGAUCGAUUCGGUUGCAAGACAGAAACUUGCUUCAGCCAUUGAAGAGCACGGUGGCUCUGGUAGAAGGUCUUUAUCAGAGAUUGCUUUUGCAGAUCAUCGUAACCCAUCUUCAGGAAAUGUCUCUUUGCGUAAACAGUUCAGCACCGAAGAAGAAUACAGAGCUGUAGUUGAACCAGCAAAGUGCCCCGAGGCCUCAGAUGACAAAAACAAUGGAGGAGCAAAGAUUACAGCGGAGAAAACACUUUCUACGGUGUCUGACCGUGAAAUGUCAAAUCUUCAGAAGCAAUGCUCUGAAACAUUUCCUUUUGCACACAUCGAUGAUGCCUUGAUAUUCCCGGGAAUGGAUAAGACCAAUUUAGCAGCAAACGCAUCAUCAUCGAGCGUGUACCAAUUCCACGAGGCCAAAAUGACGGCUCUUAUAAGAAGAAAUGGGAUUCUGGAAGGACAGUUAGAAGCAGCAUUGGCGGGAAGAGAAGCGGCUGAGAGGAACGUGUCGGUUGCGUUGAGAAGCAAACAAGAGACUGAUAAAAAGCUAUGUGACGCCAUGAGAGAUGUUGAAUUGCUUAAGGAGAAGCUCACAGGGUUAGAGCUCGCUCAAGAGGAAGCUAACAGUUUGUCAAAUAUGGUUCACUCCGACAAUGUCAGGCUUGAGCAUGAUGUAGCGUUUCUAAAAGCUGUCCUAGACGAUACUCAAAAGGAGUUGCAUUCAACAAGAGGAGUUCUUGCAGGAGAAAGAGCAAGAGCCUUCCAGUUGCAGGUUGAAGUGUUUCAUCUGAAGCAAAGGUUACAAUCUCUGGAGAAUAGAGCUGCUACACCAAGAAAGCCUUUCCAUGUCUGAACACAGACCAGAGUCCACAGACAAGACAGGAACCUUGAGACUUCCAUUUUGUAAUCUAGACGUGAAUGAAACCUCUAUGUUUUGUGGAUUAAUGUAAAAAAAGAAAAAGAAACUUAGAGAUCUCAAUAAUAUCAGAUUCCAAUCA